GUGCUGGAAGACUGGAAGUACGUAGCCCGAGUUAUGGACCGGCUGCUUCUCAUCAUUUUUCUGACCGUUGGUCUGUCCGGCACAGCGAGCAUGUUUCUUGGGGCCCCGCACAUCCUGCAGUAUGUGGACCAGGACAAGAUCAUUGAUGAUCUGGCCGAGUAUUUUAGAUUAGCGGAGGAACGGUACAAUAAUGAAACAGCUGCUGCAGCGGUGCAUUAAAACGUAAGGUUCUACGGGUAUUAAUAAUUAUGUUAUCUGUGCACAUAUGUAUUUCGCAGUUUCUAGUUGUGGGUGUAUUUCAUUUUGUAUGUAUGUAUAAAGAGGCAGAGCAAGAGAGAGAGAGAGAGAGAGAGAGA
Molecule: messenger RNA, 356 nt
Organism: Aplysia californica (California sea hare)
Lineage: Eukaryota; Metazoa; Mollusca; Gastropoda; Aplysiida; Aplysiidae
Product: acetylcholine receptor subunit beta-like 1
Biological process (GO): monoatomic ion transport
Cellular component (GO): membrane
Source: RefSeq, a predicted model, not a curated record